ACUGCGUUGCUCGUGUGCUCGUGCUUUGGCCUGGCCAUGGCAUCGACAGAAGCGCGAGCUGAUGGGUUGCAGCUCUUCGCACAGAAAGUAUGCAGCAGCCGGACGCGCCAAUCCAGCCCGCACAUGCGGGGGUCGAUGCAUGGGACCUCCCGGAAGAGGCGGGGCCACAGGCGCUUCACGUCUGCAUCAGCGCGGAGUCCGCCUGCCAGGAGCUGGGCGAGAAUUUGGUGGAGCAGAUCAGGAAGCAGCUGCUGCUCUCGCUCCGCCUGCGGCCAUACCGAAACCACACGGAGGUUUCACUGCUGCUGUUGACUCAAGACGGCUGGUCUGUGCCAGAAUGCGAGGUGCUGAUACCUUUGCUCUCGCCGGAGUGGCUGCUGACCCCUAUUGGAGUGGCCGCGCUGCGCUCCACCUUCCUCCUGCGGUCCAUGCACUUAGGCCCAGAGUUGCUGCCGUUGGUGCACAGCACCUCGUUCUCCACCAAGCCAGAUGGCUUGUCUAGGGCGCUGAACAGCCCUUCGGCGCAGCUCCUGCGCGAGGCGGCGACGCCUGGCAGCUGGGGUUGCCUUGAUACCAACAUGUCAGCGGCCGUAGAGCAAGCGGCAGCUUGGGCAGUUACCCGCGUUGAGGCGCUCUUCGCUUGGCAAGAUCCAGGUUCCGAAGGCAGCUCGCCGCAGCGCAGUCACCCGCGCAACGACGGCGGUUCCGGCCUCACACAGACUACCUGGCGACGAUCGAACAACGUGGUGCCACUGGCAGCAGACCGCUCGGAUUUGCCGGAGGCUGUGUGGCAGGACCACGCCCAGUUCAGCAGCAAUUCACCAAAGCGGCCCGCCAAUAUGCCGAGCCUUCGAGCUGCCGCCGGCACGGACAGGCGCCGCCCCGAGCCGCUGGACAAGGCCUCGCUGCGCCAAGCCGCUGAAGCCUCCGCGCAGCAGGCCGAGAAUCUCCAGCGCCAAGGGGCACAGCUGCCCCGCCGGGCCUCGGAGCCUUUGCCAUCAGAGACCCUCACAGGAUUGAAGAAGACAGUUGCCGGGAAGGACUGGGCCGAGGCCAUGCGCGACGCCUUGGGCGUGCCAGAUGCUGCAGGGGCAUUCCCACAAGGCACCUCACGCCACGGGUCCAAAGAAAGUGCACAUCAAGACAUGCCGCCACUACCCAGCGUUGGCCCGCCCAUCCCUUCCCAGCUGGGUUCGAGGAAGAAGGGCCGUAUGAUACCCCCUCUGCCGGAUCGCCCACCGCGGCCAGCCUCUGCUCUGUCGGCCAAAGGCCACUGCCGGAGGCGGCAGCCCUGGCGUGCUCAUGAGUUCGGGAACUGUGACGACAGCUUGCCUGAGCAAUUGCCAGAGGGUCUUCUGGCUGCGGCCACGGUGCGGCAUUGGGCCACCUUGGCCUUGGAGCAGAGACCCAGGACCCCAGGUAGAACUUCUGAGGAGCCACAAAGCGCCCCGGCGACGCCCAAGGGCCGCGAGGAGGAUUGGGAUCACUUCGGGCUGUUGGAUGCUGGCUUUUACACGGCGGAGGCCAUGAGCCCCUCCGCGCUGCGGAGCCAAGGCUUAGGGUUGGCUGCACCAGAUCCCUUCACAGGUGAAACCAUGCUGUCAUGGGCAAAGACUGGAAACUGGGACCCCAGCUCAACAUGGUGGGGCGCACAUCCAGCCGAGACCUGCCACAGCGCGGGGCGCAGCCCAAGCCAAGAAGCUCCCCAGGAAGAGGCAGCCGCGGAAGGCGGCUGUGACCCGGACCCGAAGGAGCUGGCAGGGGCUGAGAGAAACCGGGCAUCCAAAGUGGAUGCCAUGAUGAGCCUUCAGGUAGAGCUUCCGCCGCUGCCAGGGCAAGCUCUGUCCAGCGAUCUGUUGGCUGCUGGCGGCGCCAUGCCAGCCGAGAACAACGUGGUUGAGCUGAGCUUGGGCUCGCUGGAGCUGGGAACGCAACUUCUUCACGCCAAGGGCGGCGGAAGCUACGGUCCCAAGUUCAUUGCCUUGAACUUGAAGUUGAACCGCAGAGUGGUUUGCUGGCGCUUUGUCGCUCCAAAGCACCUUGAGAUGGCUCGACGUGCCCUGCUGAAAGACUCCGUCGCAGAGGAGGUCCUACGCUUGCGAAGCCUGCGCCAUGAAUGCUUAUGCCCGUACUUUGCCGGUGAGGUCAUUGAUGACGAGCUGUACGUCGUGACUGGCUAUGCUCCAGGUGGCUCUGUGGCAGACUGGCUGGCAGAUGCAGGGCCUUUGGCAGAGGCAGCUUGCCGCCGCGUCAUUCGGUCUGUGCUGCAGGGCUUGAAGUUCUUGCACAGCAACGCUGUGGCGCAUGGCGCAGUCCGAGGUGGGAACGUGCUGCUGGGGCCGGGCGCUGCCAUUCGUUUGUGUGACUUCGGCUUGGUCGCGCUGCGAAGCGGCUCCAACGCGGGUUCUGCGCCGAAGACCGCGCAGACUGGGACGGCGCUGUCUCAGUCAGCAGUGCCGUGGAUGUCCCCAGAGGUCUUGGAGGGUGCCAAACCCUCGCCCGCCAGCGACGUUUGGUCUUUGGGCUGCCUGGUGGCUGAGCUGAGUUUGGCGAAGCCCAUCGCGUUGGGCGCUCCCUUCCGUGCGCGGGCAAACUCUGCCCCGCUGAUGUUGGAGGAGCUGGAGGCUUUGACCGAGUUUGGCAAGGCUCUCGUGACGACUUGCAUGAGGCACGAUCCGUCACAGCGUCCUGAAGCAGCCGCACUGCUGAAAGGCCCAACACAGAUCUAGCACGUGCGGGGCUUGUGAGUGUGAGCAGGUAAUGGUUGGACGAGGAUAUUGUUGCA
Effrenium voratum is the source of this 2785-nucleotide messenger RNA. The record is from the annotation of a GenBank genome assembly. NCBI's taxonomy places the organism in Eukaryota, Dinophyceae, Suessiales, Symbiodiniaceae.